AUGGCCUGGCGGCGUCGUCUAGACCGUCUCCUGCGCCGGCGGCCGAAGGCGGCGCCCGGAGAAGACCGGAUCAGCGCCCUCCCCGACGACCUCCUCCUCCUCGUCCUGCGCCGCCUCGACACCCGCGCGGCGCUCGGCACCGGGGUGCUCUCCAGGCGCUGGGCCGGCCUCCCUCGCGAGCUCCCCGCCCUCGAUCUCAGGGUCAGCGACGUGCUCCCGCCGCGCUACCAACGGUGGCUCCUCCGCCACCGCGACAUCUACAGCAAGGGGACCUUCGUCUUGUACAGGCGCCGCCUCGCGCAGCACGAGUUCAUGCCCAACAUGACACGGUACGAGCGCCGCGCCAUGCGCGCCUUCACCAGAUCCGUCGAAGGCCUCUUGGCCGCCGGAGUUCGCCGGAGGAUCAGCAGGCUGAGGCUCGAGUUCUUCACCACCCGCAACACCGGCUGCAUCGACCGGUUGAUCUCUCAUGCCAUGGAUGAUUGGGGCGUCGACGACCUCGAGGUCAUCGCCAGGCCAACCUUCUACCAGCAGACCGUGCACACCUUCCCUAGCCAUGGCCUCUGCGAUGAGCCUGGCGCGUCACGCCUGCGAAGCCUCAAGCUUGGGUGCUGUGUGAUCCCUCGACGGCUGCACAGGUACGGCGCGCUCACUAAGCUCGUCCUGCAAGACGUAGCUGAGUCGCCGCCAUCUGCUUACGAAAAUGUCUUGUACUCGUGCCCCCAGCUGCAGGUGGUGCACCUCAACUCCUGUCACUGCGACCGGGAGGCGGUCAUGCUUUUGGAUGCCCCCGAGUCGCAGAUCAGGGAGCUCGUCGUGGACAAUUGUGUGAUCGGAACGGUAUGGCUGAGGGAUCUUCCCAACCUGGAGCAGCUGGCCUCCAUGGGCACAAGACUCUGCAUCGAGUCCGACGACUCAGUUCCAAGCCUCAGGCAAUGGCACCUCACCCGCCGCCACGGCAUCGAAGUGGAAGGGUUUCGCCAGUUGUUCCGGCGGCACCUGGAGCUUAACCCAUUUGUUGAGCACACCCGGGACAUUACCGACCUGAUCAUCCGGUUCACCGGCCCCGACAGAUGGAUCGUGCCGUCUAGCUCGCCGUCGUCGCUGCUACCUAACCUGAGGCGGCUGCUCGUUGCCGACGUGCCUUCGUCCUGGGACGUCUCCUGGCCCCGUGCUCUCCUCGAGAUGGCGCCUGCCCUCGAGACCUUUCACAUUCACAUUGCCUCUAUCCCGGAGGAGCCCAACAACGAGGAAAUAAUAUCCUGGCACCCGACUAAGCUUCGGCAGCAUCGCUUGAAGGAGUUUGUGAUGGCUGGUUUCCAGGGAGCCGAGAGGCAGAUCUACCUUGUCAAGUUUGUCAUGGAAGUAUGCACAGCGUUGCGCCGCGUUGCCAUGUUCAGGAAUGGCCAUGCUCAGGACAAGGGGCACUGGGACUGGGAGAUGGUGACACAGCAGCACUCAUGGACCCAGGAGGAGAAGGACGCCACGCUCAACCAGAUUAUGGGCGCGGUAUCUUCCGCAGCCGCAGCUCCAGUUCAAGUGGUUUUAGGCUGA
Molecule: messenger RNA, 1554 nt
Organism: Lolium rigidum
Lineage: Eukaryota; Viridiplantae; Streptophyta; Magnoliopsida; Poales; Poaceae
Exons: 1
Coding region: 1-1554 (517 amino acids)
Molecular function (GO): protein binding
Source: RefSeq, a predicted model, not a curated record